GGAGCGCUAGAGAUUAGCUUGGAACCGGGAUCCCGGGCCCAUCUGUCGGAGAGAUGCUGCGACCGGGAGGGAAGUGUUGGGCACGAGCGGGCGAACCAUCUGCUCCCCCGUGCGCCGUGAGCUCGAGGAGCGGACCGUGCGCCGCCCGCGCUGUUGCCAUUGUUGUUGGGACAUUGUUACAGUGCCCGCGGGGAAGCCUGCAGGAUGUUGUUGUUUACCUGAUGGGCCAUUUCAAACUAUGCAUUUGCAUUGGACGUUGAGCUCUGCUGUUGCAGAGGAUGUUUUUUUGUUUUUUGCACACAUCCAAUUGGAAGCCUUGUUACUCAUAAUAAUUUAACCCAACUGUUCAUUGUCUUCAGCAAGACAACCCCCAGCUGCACGCUCAUUGCACGGUGCUCUCUGCUAAAUGCAAAAUGUCUAAUGUUCUUCUUGACAUUAGUUGCACGCACUUUCAUUGUGAGUUGCACCGUUCGAUGGAAGCCAGCUCCCUCUGGAAACCCCGACAGCUCCGUGAAGCACUUGAAGGUGGAGUGGCCCGACGUGAAUGGUUGGGCGACCAGUUCUACAAGGACGCCAUUGAGCAGUGCCGCAGCUACAACGCUCGCCUGUGCGCCGAACGCAGCGUGCGCCUGCCGUUCCUGGACUCGCAGACCGGCGUGGCCCAGAACAACUGCUACAUCUGGAUGCAGCGGCAUCACCGCAGCCCCGGCGUCGCAGCCGGGCAGAUGUACACGUACCCCGCCCGCUGCUGGCGAAAGAAGAGACGACUGCACAACGCCACGGAUACGCGCCUGGGCAUCUACGGCCUCCAGCUCGACGGCGGCCUCAUGUCCAAGGACCCCCUGCCGGCCCAGAGCACCACGCUGGAGGCCCUGCUACGAGGGGAAGGUCUGGACAAAAGGAACAACUCCAAGAACGACGAGGAGAGCCUGCUGGAGAUCCAGAGGGUUCUGGAGGCCGACGCCGCAGAAGAUGCGUUCCACGACGACGACGACGACUUUGAGGUGAACACCCCUAAGAGGAGACAUCGGGGCAAAGGAAGAGGUCGGGGAUCGGGCCGCAGGAAGGCGGACAUGGAUGAUGACAAGCCAUACGUCUGUGACAACAGAUACAAACAAAAGCAGAACUCAAAAUCUUCGACUUCAGUCUGCGCGAAGCGCUACAGGAACCGCACGGGACUGAGCUACCACUACACCCACUCGCACCUCGCCGAGGAGGGCCGAGGCGGCGCGAGGAGCUCCGCGGCCUCCAAAGCGCCCGCCGCACAACAGGCGGAGCGACACAAGCGUCAAAGGGGUCCGGGUGGGACCGGCGUUCCCAACAACUACUGUACUAAAUGCCAGGGCUCACUAAAGAAAACGGGUAAAUCCGGGUCUCCCUUCUCAACCUGCCAAUGCAAAGCCGGCCGCGCGGAGGAGAAGGACGACGCGGCCUUCACUGGAGCGGAGGAGCUGUUCGGCACCACCUCGGAGAGCGACACCUCCACCUUCCACGGCUUCGAGGACGACGAGCUGGAGGAGCCGGCGGCAAACGGCAACGGAAUAUCCAACCGGCACAGAUAGAGACAACCGUCUAGAUUCAAAGAGACUUUUUUUAAUUUUUUUUUUAUAUGGAUUAACCUCUGGCUAAAAUCUGCUGCUUCUUUUUUUUUUUAUGUUUUUUGUUUGCAGAAAGCACAAAGUGAUCAUUUCAGGACAGAAGUGUUAUUUUAUCUACUGAACAUUGUUGAAUAAUUUAUGAACAUGUUUUAUAUAUAAAUAUAUAUAUGUAUGUGUGUAUAUAUAUAUAUAUAUAUAUAUAUAUAUAUAUAUGUAAACUUUGAAGGCUAUGAACGACUGUCAGUGUUUCUUGACAAGCGUCUCGGCCUCUUAGUGAAGCAAAAGGUGCAGUUGGAUUUUUUUUUUUUGUUCCGUCACCGGAGGAGACGAAGCACACAUGUUACGAACAAAAAAGAAAGAAAAAAAACACUGGAGGAAUUCAAACAAUUGACAAUUAGGCAUAAAUUAUAAGGUGCGCUUGUGUGACGCUCGGACGUCGUACCGGAGCGACCGGCUGCUUGUGACUGUGACUGCGCUCUCACCCUGGAUUACACUUGUACCAAAAUGAAGGAACCAAUGAGGCGGACGGCCACCGGCCGUGUUUUAAAUCUAGUCUUUACAGACAAAGACGGCUAAGUGAAUCAAAGGAGCAGCACAUGGGCCCAGAGGUGGAGGAGGCCAGAGAAGAAGAGGAUUAAACUCUGGAAAGAAACAAAUGAGCCAUGGCGUCCCUUCUGAUUUUGGGUCGAAAAGCGGCCCGACUGAAGCGGAUGAACGGAAAUUUGCCGGCCGGGCGAUUCGACUGAAGCUCCCUCUGCGAUGCGUAUUGAUCCCUCCUGAACAUUGGAAAUGCGAGUUGAUCCAGCUUCGCUUUGCUCCUUGCUGCACCGCGCCGGAGCUCCGCCGAGCAGUUGAGGCCGGACCCUUUUUUGGACCUUCUGUGCAUUCGGGGCCCCGCGGUCGAAGGUCGCCCCUCCCUCCCCUGCUCGGCAACUGUGUGAUCCGAUGUGACGCUAAGACGUCGUUAUCCCUCAUCACUGUGCCGGCCUGCCGCUGUGACAGCCAUGACCCGCCGCCCCGAUUGAACCGGCGAUCCCCUGACGCCCCCCAGCCAUAAACAUGGUGCUCGAAACCACCACUAUUACACAGAGACCUCUGGACUACUGUAUUAACCACCUUCUCUCCCCCUCUGCUCUUGCUCUCUAUUUACUGGUCCUCUCAGUAAUUUCAGCUCCUUUUUUUUUGCGUCUUUUCUCUGUUGUGUAAAAUAUUUCUAUGUUUUGAUCUCUUUAAAGUUUUGAGUAGAACAACUUCUUGGGUUUGUAUUGAUACCGCUGUCCGGAUCAGGUGCACAAUAGCCACAACUACUCAGGCGUCUUUCAUUUCCUCCGCUGCUGAUUGGUCAGCGGCUUACUCCCGAUUCAUGUGAUUUGUAUCCAGGGCUUUGGGAUGCUUUAGGAAAACAUUUGCAAUAACCAGCUUCAUCUCUGUCCGGUCUCUGCUGAUCACACUCGCCAUGUAAAGCCUCGGCUCUCCGUUUGGAAAUCUUCUGUCUCCGCGGGUUGCGAUCGACGGCAGCCGAGAAUCCUCUCCCGUUCAUUGUUGCUCGAGAGGCAAAACUCUGCUCAGACGCACCGACAUUUCCGUUGAGUGCUUUGGACGGCCUGCUUGCUUUAUGACAUUUAGAAGGUGCUUGCAAAUCUACAUCAAAAACCACACGUUGCACAUAAAGAGGUCUGGUUCCUUCCACGUGCUCAUUCAGCGUCGCUACAAUGUAAAAACGACAACAACAACAACAAAAAAGCCACUCCGUUUUAUGAAGCCAACCAUGUUUGCGCGUUCGAACCGUGUUUCUUCGCUUCCCUCAGGGACCCUUCACGCAACACGGACAAAGAAUGGAUCCGGGACUCCUCACUUCAGCCUGGCUCUUCUUUCGUGGGCGGCGUGUCCACAGUGAGAUGGGUCAUCGCGUCUUUUUUUUUUUUUUUUAUCUUCCAAAGUCAUGCCGGUUAAGUGGAAGCACGUGUUCGUCAAUCGCAGCCUGCUCGAUGUCUCCCGCCGGCGGUCGGUGCACUUCUGAACAAUAGGAGAAGGUCCCAGAUGCAAAAAGUCGGGGGGCGUCCGCUCCGGAAUCAAUGAAAAGCCUGCAUACCUCGUCAAAGACACAGCAAUAGGCCCUGGUGCUCUCGUCCAAGCCUGCGGGGGGAAGAAGGGGGCGGGGCCAAGAGGAGGUGAAACGGACAUGACUCUGCGUUUGUUUCAUCUUCAGCUGUAAAUAUGAGCCGAAAUGGAGAGGAUGAAGAAGUCUUUGUUUGUUAAACUAUUUUUAUUGUUCUGAAAAAAAAAUAAAGAAUGAAUGGUGACGUUGGAUGCUGUUUUUCUGACACUGACGUUUUGAGAGUGAAGCUGAUUAGAAUAUAGAUUGUAUCUCGAUAUGAGGUGAAAAAAAUGAGAGGAAAAGUACGUCCAGGACUAAAACAUGGAGAAUGGAUUAAUCUCCAGACAAUGAUGUAAGCUACAACUUGACUGGUUGACUUAUACUUUGACUUUCACUAACGCGCUAUAAAAGGGCAUUUUUAUGAACAUAAAUCCCAUUUUAUAUCGUACCACAGAAUUUUUAUUUAGUUGUAAAUCAAUGAUUUGUUGUCGCUGACUUUUUUUAAGCCCUAACAUACUAAGACGUGUUUUUUGAAAAAGUUUUUUUUGAAGAACUAUACGAUAUAUUUUUUACGUGCUUUUUAUGAAAUGCAAUUAUUUUCCAUUUUUUAUGGUGCGUGUUUUCUGUAAUAUGUUACAAGGAAAUUUAUGAUGUAAUAUAUACUUUUUUUUUUUUGUUUUUUUUUACAUCUUUUCAACGUGCUUUAGUAUGUUUAAAAAAAAAAAUGAACUGACUUUUUUUAUAUAUAUAUUUCUUUUCUGCCAUGCAACAUGCAUGCGUGACAUGCACUUGGGACUUUAUAAGGUAAAGUGAACAAUGACCUUUUAUGACUUUACUUUCAACACAAUACAGUAUGAGUCAAAAUACUAUUUUAUGAAUUUGACAUUUCCUUCUGAAAUACUAUAGUAUGACUUUAUUCUUGCCUCCCAGGUUUCCAUGGACCGCGUGCUGCUGCUGCCAGGAUCCAUCCGGACUGCUCCGAAUAACGUUAAUCACUCGGCUUUUUACUAUUAAUGCUUUCAUUACUGCUCUAUUCAAUGUCUACCUGGGCUGAUACUAUUUAUAUUCUUUCUGCUAUUAGCAGUGCUAUUGCUUUUGUUUAUUUGUGUCCUUUCUCCAAUAUGGAUUAACUGUGAUGUCAUGUUUUUUAUUUUACACACUACAUCUAGUGCAGAAGGUCCCACGGAUGGAAUACGUUGUAUGUUAAUAUCUUAAAGCCCAGUGAGGCAGAUUUUGGAUUUAUGAUAUUGAGUUAGAAAAAUAAAAUUCAAUCAGUAUGAAUUACA
Messenger RNA from Gasterosteus aculeatus aculeatus (three-spined stickleback), 4982 nucleotides. Lineage: Eukaryota; Metazoa; Chordata; Actinopteri; Perciformes; Gasterosteidae. The record is from RefSeq and is a predicted model, not a curated record.